This is a messenger RNA of Lactuca sativa (garden lettuce), 1530 nucleotides long. NCBI's taxonomy places the organism in Eukaryota, Viridiplantae, Streptophyta, Magnoliopsida, Asterales, Asteraceae. The record is from RefSeq and is a predicted model, not a curated record.
AUGGGGUCAUUCAAUCUUAACUCAAUGACAUCAUUUUCUCAUUUACUUGGAUCAUCCACAAAAAUUCCGAUGCUAAUUCCAAAAUAUUACGAUCAGUGGGCAGAUCGUAUGCAAGACUACUUGAACGGAUUGGAUGAGGAUUUAUGGAAUUGCAUUUCAGGUGAAAUAAAUCCACUUGCAACAGUUCAGUCAAUCGGUGUAUCUUCAAGCAGUUCUGAGAAACCUUUUAAUACUAAGAACAAGUCAUCAGACUCGAAGGGUAAUUUUGAGAACAAAAACAGAGCGGAUGAAAAACUAAAAGAAGUAAAGAAGGAUUCGAAGAGUGAAAUGGAGAAAAUGGAAAAGAUGUUGAAAGAGAAGCUGGAGGAAGUGAAGUUGAAGGCAAAGAAUUUAUCUUUGGUAGCUCAUGGAGAAACUGAAUCGGAUGGUACAUAUCAAAUAUGGUCUUCAGGUUCUGACGAUGAAGAGAUGAAAAAUCCAUCACAUGGAGCCAUGUUUGCAAAGAUUGAAGAGGAUUCAGACGAAGAACAGACUUACGAAGUGCGUGGGCAAUGCUUCGUAUCGAAGUCUACUGACAAGUCACCUAUGACAACAAAGAUACAUGAGGCGUAUGACAAGUAUGCAAACCCUUCAAUGAAUGGCAGUCCAUCAUCCAAGGAAUCCAACAUUACAGUUAAAGCCUGGAAACCAGUCACAAAAGCGAAAAGUGACAUAUCAAAAACUCAACAUGCGAAGGGGAAUAUCAGUGAAAAUUUGAAAACAAUAAAAACUCAUAUAUCUGACCCUUUGAAUGAAAAUGUUAAAUUUGUUGGCAGUUUCAAAACAAGGGUUUAUGAUUGGGUACUUUGUGAUGAGCAAUACGAUAACAAGUGGUAUAUUGAUAGUGGUUGCUCACGUCACAUGAAUGGAAAGAAGGAAAACUUACGUGAUUUUCGAAGUCUAGAGAAUGGUGGAGUGGUUAAGUUUGAUCAAGCAAUUGAUGCAGAGAAAAAUGCGAAAGAUAAUCAACAAUCAGAAAAUUCGAAGCUUGAUAAUGACUCAAUUUCGUGUUCGAAUCAAAACACAAAUGUAAUAUCUGGUGGUCCAAUGGAGGGGGAGCACUUGGAUUCGAACAGUUUUGUUGAAAGGGAGCAUUCUUACGAAGCAGAUGUUAUGUCUACCAAUGUUGAUGUUGAGGGGGAGCCAAUCAUCGAAGCAGAGCAAAUACACGAAGACGAGCCAAUAUUUGAAGAGGAGCCAAUACUCGAGGGGGAGCCAAUACUUGAGAAAGAUCCAAUUCUUGAAGAAGAACAUUUCGAUGAUGCUGAGGAUGCAUGUUCAAUUAAUGGAUCAGAAAAUGAUGCUAUGUUUGAAGAUGCACCUUUGGAUUUUGAUCCUGAUUAUCCACCAUUAGAAAAAUGGACAAGAAAUCAUCCAAAAGAACAAAUUCUUGGAGAUCCACAAGCGGGAGUAUUGACAAGGGCUCAACUUCAUGCAAGAAAUGAGCACACACGAAAUCCUCGAGGUUUGAGUGUUACCAACUCAAACUGA